AUCCAUGGUGUAGCUCUGUUCAGGAGUGCACGAGUCAAGAGGUGAUUAUGUUUACUUGUAAAGUCCUCAUCAACUAAACGACAUGAAGAAGAGGUUUAACAUCAACCUGGAUGACACGGCCUUCGCCAAAGAAAGAACACCGCCAAAGCCACAAUUUCAACCUUCAUCCAAAGGAGGACAAAACACCUCGGGUUCUACUUCAUCUUCAGCAAAGCCUGCUUCUGAACCCGUGGAGCAGCCUCUUUCCUAUGCGGAAUAUAUCGUCCGUAAAAACAAUGCGGCUGCAUUGGAGGGUUCCUCCAAACUGCUAAAUGCUGACGAUGCAGGAGAGACCAAUGGGAAGCAAAGUGAGUCAGAUUCAGGGUCCUCUGCUGCAGUUUGCUGUGACCCCCUUCAGGGCCGUGCUGAAGGGGGUGAAGGUGAAUCUGGAGGGGUCAAGACGAGCGAGGACCCGCAGGUGGCUGGCACACACCAGAAAGAGGGGAACUGUCAAAGGUCAGAUCCAAUCCUUACCCUGGGCCCAAAACCAAUGGGGUCUGGGAGCAGCAUUAUCGUCAGUCCGCGACAGAGGGGAAAUCCCAUCCUGAAGUGUGUGAGAAGUGUCCCUUGGGAGUUUGGAGAUGUUGUACCAGACUAUGUCUUGGGUCAGACAACUUGUGCUCUCUACCUCAGUUUGAGAUAUCACCAUCUCAAUCCAAAUUAUAUCCACGACCGUCUGAAGCUGCUUGGAAAUACUUUUACCCUGCGAGUGCUACUGGCACAAGUAGAUGUGAAAGAUCCUCAUCAUACAUUGAAGGAGCUGGCUCGCAUCUGCAUCAUGGCUGACUGCACUCUCAUCUUGGCUUGGAGUCCAGAGGAGGCAGGGCGUUACCUGGAAACGUAUAAGUCGUACGAAAAUAAACCUGCAGACAUGCUGAAGGAGCAAGUUGAGAAAAACUACCUAUCAAAGGUUACUGAUUGCCUGACCACUGUGAAGUAUGUGAACAAGACCGAUGCCAUUACCUUGCUGUCCACUUUCUCAUCUGUAGAAGGAAUCAUCAAUGCCUCAAAGGAAGACUUGGUUCUCUGUCCAGGCCUCGGACCACAAAAAGCACGCCGACUCUACGAUGUGCUGCAUAAGCCCUUCCUCAAGUCGAAGACAAAAGACGGCUGACAUUUUAUACCAAGGAUGUGUCACGUGUUCUUGAAAAAAACUCACAGCUAACAGCAUGCGGAGACACACGCACACACACUCUUCAGAGGACUGAAUUAAAUACUAUUAAUUCUCUUCAUUUACUUCAAGUGAAGAAAGAAAUGCGACUUCUCUGAAACUGAGAAUCAGCAACUAAAGCAACUCUUUAGUUGUUAGAGCUAUUUUCUGAUUAUAUUCUGUAUUGAGUUAAUAUUUGAUUUACUUUGUUCAUUGCUAUAUUUAUUUAAUGAAAAUAAAUACUUUGUAAAUUGUU
Messenger RNA from Pseudoliparis swirei, 1445 nucleotides. RefSeq names its product excision repair cross-complementation group 1 (gene ercc1). Bases 83 to 1153 code for a protein of 356 amino acids. Gene Ontology annotation, molecular function: damaged DNA binding; single-stranded DNA binding. The record is from RefSeq and is a predicted model, not a curated record. Gene Ontology annotation, cellular component: ERCC4-ERCC1 complex; nucleus; nucleotide-excision repair factor 1 complex. NCBI's taxonomy places the organism in Eukaryota, Metazoa, Chordata, Actinopteri, Perciformes, Liparidae. The transcript has 9 exons. Gene Ontology annotation, biological process: nucleotide-excision repair; UV-damage excision repair; meiotic mismatch repair.